Messenger RNA from Gryllus bimaculatus (two-spotted cricket), 1761 nucleotides. The record is from the annotation of a GenBank genome assembly. NCBI's taxonomy places the organism in Eukaryota, Metazoa, Arthropoda, Insecta, Orthoptera, Gryllidae.
UUUACCAAGACUAGGAAGUGAUUCAAACUGGUGCGGAGAGCACCCUCUUCGCCCUCUUCUCUUUGCUUGCACUGGUGGUGGGAAUCAGGUGGGGACCGGCGAUCGGCCGCAGUGAAGAGCCCGCUUUUAACAUUUCAUUUGUCGUUACAAGGUGGCCAAAAUGUGACAUCCAAAUUCGCGCUGCUCUGAGAGUGCGAGUUUUCUCGUGUGUGGUGUGGUAUUAGGUUUCCGUAGGUUUCCUACUGUGCUAUCGUAUCAUUUCUCAUAACAUAUGCUUUGGAGAUUCAGAAGAAUCUAAUACAACAUGUUUGGUUUUGGCAUUUCUGGUAUUAAAGUCAUUGCUGAUGCCUUGAAGCUUUCCGAACGGGUAGUUAUUACAUAUUCACAAUUCCAUAGUGGACGAAUUGAUUAUGCAUGGACCAGAGAAAAGAAUGGAUGUGGAAAAUGGUUGCACUACAAUAAAAAAAUUUAUCCUCCUCAAACUCCUGAUGAAGAACCCAGAUCAGCAUUUGUUUGUCAUGUGAAGAGAAAUAUUAAAUACAGUCCUUGGAAAAUGUGGUAUAUAGCUUGCCUGGUAAGAGGAUUAACUGUUGAAGAAGCUGUAAAACAGCUGACAUUUAUAAAUAAAAAAGGAGCUGGUAUUGCCAAAGACACGAUUUUGGAAGCCCAAGAACUGGCUGUCUCACAACAUAAUGUAGAAUACAAAACAAAUCUUUGGGUUGCUGAAUCAUUUGUUGGCAAAGGCCAUGUUGUAAAGGGAUUUCGUCGACAUGCCCGGGCUCGUUUUGGCAAAGUAGAAUAUUUUCAUUGCCAUUAUUUUGUUCGUCUUGAGGAAGGAACUCCUCCUGAACAUUAUUACUACCAUACACGACCUUUAACUGGUUCUGAAAUGUUAGAUAACUGGUUGCAAGAAAUGAGGAACCGAAGAAUAUUUGGUGGAUUAUAAACAAGAUACAUUUCAUUUUUAUAGCAAAUAUUUUAGAACGCUAUAUUUACUGACUUCUAACGUUUGUUUACAUUCAGUAAUAAAUGUGUUUAUUAAUAGUGUUACGAGUUUCAUUUCUAAAGGUCACAGUUAGCCCUUGGAGAAUACCCUUGGGUUUUACUGAGCCCUGACCUGUGAUUUAGGAUAAUCUUAUGAGUAAACGGAAGUUUCUUGCUGUUUACUGCCUACAACGCCAAAAGAGGUUUAAAGAGUAGAGUUCAAUGAAAAGGAUAUUGCUUUAUUCCUUCCUCUGCUGAGAUUUGUGUUUAUUGUAGAUGUUUGGUAUUCUACAAAUAUGCUUUAGUAUUGUGUUGGUUCAUUAAAAUCUCAUAUGUAACUUUAACACUGUAAGUAUGUAUUGAUCCUUUCGCUCUGUAAUCUAGUUCUAUCUAAGGGCUCUUUGGGUUGUUUUCUCACGCUCAUACUUAGCAAAAGUUAUGCAAUGUUGCAAAAAAUCCAUUUUUUAAUAGAAAGACAAUUUUUGGUUUUCCUUGUAACAAAACUAUCCCCCCCCCCCACCACAUACACACUUUUACUGUUGCAUCUUUUAUCCACGCUAUCACCUAAUCUGAUUAGAGGAUUUUUUUUUCAAAAUAAAUAUUCUUAAUAGAUUUGGCUUAACUUAAGGACCUGCAAAUUUCAAAGCAAUCCUUUAUAUCAAAGAGCCAUAUGAUAACAUAGCUAAUUUUACACAUUAGAAAUUUUCUCAUAAAAGGCUCCAAAUAUUUUCUUUAAAUUUAUUGUUCAAUGUACAGGAAAGGGCACUUACAAAUGUG